UCUUCUAUGUUUAGCAUAAGUAUCUUAUUAAUAUUAGAUCCAGUCCAAUUUAGGAUGGAGUCCGGUUUUAAGAUACUUGUAUAAAAGUAGAGCUGAAGAUGAGCAAAGCAUCAUUCAGUCAUCGGCCGUCUGAAACUCACCGCAAAAUGUUCAAACUGAUCCUCGCCCUCGCCCUCGUCGGCAUCGCCGCUGCUAAGCCCCAGUGGGCUACUCCAGUAGCAUACACCGCCCCUCUGGCCUACCAGGCCCCCGUAGCUUACACUUCCUACACCCCCGUAGCCUACAGCGCCCCUGUCGCUCAGGUCCCCGUCGCCCAGGUCGCUCAAGUAGCACCCGUCGCUCAGGUGGCCGCUGUUCCCCAGUACCAGUACGCUCGCGUUGCUACCCCCGUUGCUCAGGUGGCGACCCCCGUCGCUCAGGUGGCCGCUGUUCCCCAGUACCAGUACGCUCGCGUUGCUACCCCCGUUGCUCAGGUGGCGACCCCCGUCGCUCAGGUGGCCGCUGUUCCCCAGUACCAGUACGCUCGUGUCGCUACCCCUGUAGCCCAAGUCGCUCCCGUUGCCCCCGUCGCGCAAGUCGUCCCCGCCGUCACUGCCUACUCCGCUGCCACCCCCGUGGCCUACGCCAACGCCUACGGAUACCCCUCUUACCUCUGGAAGAAGAAGUAAAUGAAUGAUCAACAUUCUUAAGUUAGAUACGCCUGUUACAUCAAAGAAUAUCUAUUCGCUAUGAUAAACUGGCAUGUUUAUCACUGUGGAUGGAUAACUACAACUUUCUCUACUGUUAUAUUUGUUAGAAAUUGGA
This is a messenger RNA of Pectinophora gossypiella (pink bollworm), 804 nucleotides long. RefSeq names its product calphotin-like. The record is from RefSeq and is a predicted model, not a curated record. The transcript has 2 exons. Lineage: Eukaryota; Metazoa; Arthropoda; Insecta; Lepidoptera; Gelechiidae. Bases 99 to 668 code for a protein of 189 amino acids.